GUCGCCAGCCUGCCGGCCGCGCCCCUGGCCAAGCCCGGCAGCGUGCGGCCCUUCCCCAGCGUGCGCGACAGCCUGCGCCUGCCGGUGGCCGGCAGCCUGGCGGUGGGCUUCGGCGAAAGGCCCAGCGGCGACAUCGACGGACGCGCCCGCGGGAUCUAUAUGGAAACCAGACCGGGGGCGCAGGUGGUCGCGCCCUACGACGGACAGGUGGCCUUCGCGGGGCGGUUUCGGCGCUAUGGGCUGUUGUUGAUCAUCGAACACGACGGGCGAUACCAUAGCCUGCUGUCGGGACUCGAGCGGAUCGACGCCGUCGUGGGUCAGUGGGUUCUGGCGGGCGAGCCCGUCGGGGUGAUGGGCCAGCGGGGCGGCGGCCUGGGCGGCGACACGGACGGCGGCAACACGGACGGCGGCAGCGCGGCGGGCAGGGGGGCGCCACGCCUCUACUACGAGCUGCGGCUGAUGCGCUUUGCGAAAACGGCGGUCGCGGCCGCCAUCUGUGCCGUGGUCCUGCUGCCGGCGGGCGCCCAGGCCCAGGAGAGCGACGAGGAAAUCUUCCGGCAGCUCAAGGUCUUCGCCGACGUCUUCGAGCGCGUGCGCGCCGAAUACGUCGAGGAGGUCGGCGACGAGCAGCUCAUCGAGGCGGCGAUUCAGGGCAUGCUCAGCGAUCUGGACCCGCACUCCAGCUACCUCGACGCCGACAGCUUCAAGGACAUGCAGGUGCAGACCCGCGGCGAGUUCGGCGGGCUGGGCAUCGAGGUCACCAUGGAGAACGGCGUGGUCAAGGUGGUCUCGCCGAUCGACGACACCCCGGCCUUCCGCGCCGGGAUCGAGGCCGGCGACCUGAUCACCCACAUCGACGGCGAGCCGAUCGUCGGCCUCGACCUCUCCGAGGCGGUGGACCUGAUGCGCGGGCCCGUCGGCACCUCGAUCUCGGUCACCGUGCGCCGCGGCGACGAGGAGCCCUUCGACGUCACCAUCGAGCGCGACAUCAUCACCGUGCAGUCGGUGCGCUCGCGCGUCGAGGGCGACAUCGGCUACCUGCGGGUCACCGCCUUCAACGAGCAGACCAUGCCCGGCGUGGAGGAGGCGGUCGCCGGCUUCAAGGAGGAGCUGGGCGACGCCUUCGGCGGCAUCGUGCUCGACCUGCGCAACAACCCCGGCGGCCUGCUCGACCAGGCGGUGUCGGUCUCCGACGCCUUCUUGGAGCGCGGCGAGAUCGUCUCCACCCGCGGCCGCUACGAGGAGGACUCGAGCCGCUACAACGCGCGCGCCGGCGACCUGCUCGAGGGCCUGCCCAUGGUGGUGUUGAUCAACGGCGGCUCCGCCUCCGCCUCGGAGAUCGUGGCCGGCGCGCUGCAGGAUCACCGGCGCGCCAUCGUCAUGGGCACCAAGUCCUUCGGCAAGGGCUCGGUCCAGACGGUCAUGCCCCUGGGCAGCGCCGGCGCCAUGCGGCUGACCACGGCGCGCUACUACACCCCCAGCGGCCGCUCCAUCCAGGCCAAGGGCAUCGACCCGGACAUCAUCGUCGAGCGGGCCCGUCUGGAGGCCAUCGAGGGGCCGGAGCGGCGCAGCGAGGCGGACCUGCGCGGCCGCCUGGAGGCCGAGGAGGCGCCGCUCGAGGGCGAGGCGCCGGACGCCGAGGGCGCGGCCGAGGAGCCCCAGGACGAGGCGCUGGUCGACUACCAGCUCGCCCGCGCCCUCGACCUGCUGCGCGGCCUGACGCUGUUCAGCCAGCGCAGC
Messenger RNA from Symbiodinium pilosum, 1740 nucleotides. The record is from the annotation of a GenBank genome assembly. Lineage: Eukaryota; Dinophyceae; Suessiales; Symbiodiniaceae.